Molecule: messenger RNA, 1491 nt
Organism: Penicillium verhagenii
Lineage: Eukaryota; Fungi; Ascomycota; Eurotiomycetes; Eurotiales; Aspergillaceae
Product: MFS transporter
Exons: 3
Coding region: 1-1491 (496 amino acids)
Biological process (GO): transmembrane transport
Molecular function (GO): transmembrane transporter activity
Source: RefSeq, a predicted model, not a curated record
AUGGAGAAUUCCACGGAUCCACUCACUUUGCCCGCCAAAGCAGAUAUCGAGGCACAGCCAGUGCAACUCGUGAUCAACGAAAAACCUCAGGAUCCUGAUGUGGUGGAUUGGGAUGGCCCUGAUGAUCCUCAAAAUCCCUUUAAUUGGUCUUCCUUUGUGAAAUGGCGACAAUUGAUCUUUAUGGCCAUUAAUACAUUUUUAACACCUCUCGCUUCCUCAAUGUUUACACCAGGUGUUGCAGAUAUUCUGAAAGAAUUCGGCUCUGAUAGCACAAUGAUGGCUUCCUUCCUGGUCUCAAUCUAUGUCCUAGGUUAUGUCGUUGGUCCAUUCUUGAUCGCCCCGCUGUCGGAACUAUACGGGCGCGUUCCUCUUUACCACUCCUGCAAUAUCCUCCUGUUGAUCUUCACCAUCGCCUGUGCUGUCUCGCAGAGCUUACCUCAACUCCUAGUCUUCCGGCUGCUAGCAGGUAUCGCCGGUGUCUGCCCACUAACCAUAGGAUCUGGUACUGUGGCUGAUAUGGUGUACAAGGAGAAGCGGGCUGGUGUCAUGGCAAUCUGGGCCAUGGGUCCUUAUAUGGGGCCGGUCGUUGGGCCUGUUGCCGGCGGCUUCUUGGUAGAGGCUGAAGGGUGGAGAUGGGUGUUUUGGGUUCUUGCUAUUACGAUUGGUGUUAUCUUUAUUGGCACUUUAUUCUGCUACCAGGAGUCAUAUGCGCCAAUCUUACUACGACGUAAAGCGGCUCGCCUGCGUAAAGAGACUGGAAAUCCCAAUCUCCGCUCCGUCUUCGAUGACGGGGCUAAACCACCUCGUCAGCUCUUCCUCGCUGCACUUUCUCGUCCAAUCAAACUUCUGUUUACCUCACCCAUCGUUUUCAUGAUGGCCCUAUUUGCCGCUAUAACCUAUGGAUACCUCUACUUGAUGUUCACUACCAUGACGUCGAUCUUCGAAGACAAUUACGGCUUCAGUCAAGGUUUGGCCGGGCUAGCUUACCUGGGCUUUGGAAUAGGUUGUGCCAUUGGUCUACUUAUCGUCGGACGAACAGUCAACAGAAUCGCUGCAAAACACUCCGCGGAGGGCCGGUUCUCGCCAGAGUCUCGUCUCCCUCCAAUGGUAUACGGGUGCUGGGCCAUUCCCGUUGGAUUAUUCUGGUACGGGUGGUCCGCACAAGAGAAGGUUCAUUGGAUCAUGCCAAUUAUUGGAACUGGCAUUUUCGGAUUCGGUCUGGUGGCUGUCUUUGCCUCUGUGAGCGCCUACCUAGUCGAUUCAUAUCUUCGGUACGCGGCAUCGGUGACCGCGGCGAAUGUUUUCUUGCGUUCAAUUUUCGGUGCUGUCUUGCCGUUGGCCGGGUCAUCAAUGUAUGAUGCUCUUGGAUUGGGUUGGGGAAACUCGUUGUUGGCGUUCAUUGCAUUGGUUAUGUGCUUUGUGCCGAUCCUGUUCACCAAGUAUGGUGCGAGGAUUCGGACGCAUCCGCGAUUCCAGUUGAAUCUCGAGUGA